GUGCGAAAGGGCGGGAGAAUAAGGAAGGGUUCGCAGCACUCUCAGCGGCGUUCGUUCGGUUGCCACGGCGACGGUUCCGUGGAGCAUGCGCAGAGGGUUGUUCGGCAGACCCUGAAGUGAGAGGCGAGGCACUCCUAUGCUGGGCGCGGGUUCUUGAAUUGUUUGCAGGAAAUCUUUACAAGUUGUCAGGAAAAUGUCACGGAAAGGGUCCAAGGAGUCUAAAAAAGUUAAUGUUUCCAGCUCUUUGGAAUCAGAAGAUAUUAGUUUGGAGACUACAGUACCUACAGAUGAUAUUUCUUCCUCGGAAGAUCGGGAAGGUUCUGUCAAAAUCACUAGACAACUUAUUGAGCGGAAAGAGCUGCUUCAUAAUCUCCAGUUAUUGAAAAUAGAGCUUUCCCAGAAGAACUUGAUGUUAGACAACUUGAAGGUGGAAUACCUGACAAAAAUUGAAGAAUUGGAAGAGAAACUUAAUGAUGCUCUUCAUGAGAAGCAGCUACUAUCUUUACGACUAGAUAACCAAUUGGCAUUACAGCAAGAAGAUGCUCGUAAACACCAAGAGUUAAUGAAACAAGAAAUGGAAACCAUCUUAUUGCGGCAGAAGCAACUCGAAAAGAACAAUCACCAGUUAAGAGAGAGGUCUGGAGACAUUCGCCGCAGUUUGCGUGACCUUGAAAUGACUGAGGAAAACUAUACAAAACUAAAAUCUCUCCCAGAAGAUGAACUCUCUAUUCCUGAAUAUAUAUCUAUUAGAUUCUAUGAAGCAAUACAUCCUUUAAAAAAUGAACUAAAUGAACUUCAGGUGAAGAAGGAAGCAGCAUUUGAAGAACUGGAUGAUUACAAAUCUCAGCUGAAACGUUUGACAGAGAACUAUGAAGCAGAGAGAAGAAGUCGUUCAGAACUGGAAGUUAGAUGUCAGCGUUUAACACUGGAAUUGGCUGAUACAAAGCAAAUGGUUCAACAAGGUGAUUAUAGGCAAGAGAAUUAUGAUAAAGUAAAAAGUGAGCGUGAUGCAUUUGAACACGACUUUUCAGAACUCCAAAGAAAAUAUGAAAUACUAGAAGUGUCUCACAAAGCAUUAAUCAAAGAACGAAAUGAUUUUUCAAAAGAGGUUACAACUUUGCAGCAGUCAGUUACCUUGCUACAGAAGGACAAGGACUAUCUCAACCGUCAGAAUAUGGAACUUAAUGUUCGCUGUGCUCAUGAAGAAGAUCGCCUUGAAAGGAUUCAGGUUCAGCUAGAGGAUGCCAAGAGGGCUAGAGAAGAAAUGUAUGAGAAAUAUGUAAACUCCAGAGAUCAUUAUAAAACAGAGUAUGAAACCAAACUGCACAAUGAAUUGGAACAAAUACGACAGAAAACAUCCCAGGAAAUAGAACACCUUCGGACAGCUACAAAGGAAAUGUAUGAACGUGAAAACAGAAAUUUGAGAGAAGCACGAGAUAAUGCUGUGACUGAAAAAGAGAGAGCUGUGGCAGCUGAAAAAGAUGCUUUAGGAAAGAAUGAGCAACUUUUGGAACAGUACAGGCAAUUGCAGCUCAGCACAGAAAGCAAAAUGGCUGAACUUCUCCAUCAGAGCAAACUGAAGUCUUUUGAAAGUGAACACGUGCAACUUCUGCAAGAAGAAACGUCCAGGAACCUUUCACAGUGCCAACUCGAAUGUGAAAAGUAUCAGCGAAAACUAGAAGUUUUAACCAAAGAAUUUUAUAAUCUGCAAGCAAUGAGUGAGAAACGGAUUUCAGAACUUCAGGCACAAAAUUCUGAAUGUCAGACAAGGCUUGACACGUAUGAAAAACUGGAAAAAGAACUUGAUGAGAUAAUUAUGCAAACUGCAGAAAUUGAAAAUGAAGAUGAAGCAGAAAGAGUUCUCUUCUCCUAUGGAUAUGGUGCAAAUGUUCCUACCACAGCCAAAAGACGGUUGAAGCAAAGUUGUCAUUUGGCUAGAAGGCUAUUGCAACUUGAAAAGCAGAACACAUUACUUGUAAAGGAUCUGGAACAUCAUAAGGAACAAGUUACUCAGAUCUCACAAGAGAGAGAUAAUGUUAAUUCUUUGUUGAACCAAGUGCAACAGCCUUAUAGGUACCUCAUUGAUUCUGUACAACAGAGAGAUUCUCAGAUACUUUCGCAGAAAGAACGUAUCGCACAACUUGAGAAGGAUGUUACUGUUUUGAGUAAAGAAAAGACGUCUUUGCUUCAUGUCAAGAAUCAAAUGGCAGCAGAUUUAGAAAGACUUCUAAAUCACAGUGAGGAACUUGCUGUGAUGAAACAGAUGUUGAUAAGUCUUCAUGGUAAACCCCAAGGAGAUAGUCUGCCUCAAAAACAGAAUAAAAAUCUGCCUUCAAAAUCUAUGUCGAGUCCAUCUGCCCGUUUACCUUUAGAGCAUGAGGAAGGAGAUGUGUUUGCGCCCAAACCAACAUUGUUUACAAAUGAAGGUCCACCUCAAUGGUUGAAGAAAGCAAAACAGAAAAAAGCAUCCUAGAGAACUAUUCCCAGAGAAAAUAAAGUAUCAUAAUCAUGUUUUGAAAACUUUUUAAUUCAGCAAUUCUAUUUCAAGCCAAUAUUUUGACUCCCUUUCUUUUAAUGUGGUCACUGCAACACAAUAUUCAAGACUAUUUUAGGAUGACUUUUAUGAAUUCAUACAUAAGUCCACAUGUCUAAACAAUGCUAAUAAAACAUGUAUAUUUAUACACACUCA
Anolis sagrei ordinatus is the source of this 2689-nucleotide messenger RNA. It is a transcript of the gene PIBF1, whose product is annotated as progesterone immunomodulatory binding factor 1. NCBI's taxonomy places the organism in Eukaryota, Metazoa, Chordata, Lepidosauria, Squamata, Anolidae. Gene Ontology annotation, biological process: cilium assembly. The record is from RefSeq and is a predicted model, not a curated record. Gene Ontology annotation, cellular component: centriolar satellite.